This is a messenger RNA of Gongylonema pulchrum, 576 nucleotides long. NCBI's taxonomy places the organism in Eukaryota, Metazoa, Nematoda, Chromadorea, Rhabditida, Gongylonematidae. The record is from the annotation of a GenBank genome assembly.
ACUGUACCGUUAUUACCACUUUUUAAUGUAAAUACCGUUUGUCGUCAUCAGUAUUUGCUGUCCGACGAAAAGCUGCUUCGUCAUGGCCUGAGAUUGACAGCGGUCGAGGUAAGUUUGAUUUACUUGAAUUUUUCAUAUAAUUCAUGCACAUUUAGCUGUCAGACGUAUGAAGGAGGUUUUGGUGGUGUGCGAUGUUGCGAAGCGCAUGGUGGUUAUACGUUUUGUGGUGUUGCCGCACUGAUGAUUCUUGGAAAAUUUACGUUGAUGCAUGCGCCUUCUUUGUACAAAUGGCUUGCGCAAAAACAGAUGAAAUAUGAAGGUGGCUUUCAAGGCCGUACGAACAAACUGGUUGAUGGCUGCUACAGUUUUUGGCAAGCCGCAGUAUUUCCAAUGUUAGAAGUUGUGAAGAGCACAACCAUCCAUCCAUCGUUUGAUGCAAAAGCAUUGCAGGAGUAUAUCCUAAUUGCUUGCCAGGAUGUCGAAAGUGGUGGACUGCGUGACAAACCGCACAAGUUUGUGUCAUUUGAAGGUGUACUAGGAAAUGUUCACAGGGCCUUCGAUUUCAAGUCACUCUCU